This is a messenger RNA of Fragaria vesca subsp. vesca, 939 nucleotides long. RefSeq lists its product as uncharacterized. Lineage: Eukaryota; Viridiplantae; Streptophyta; Magnoliopsida; Rosales; Rosaceae. Bases 1 to 939 code for a protein of 312 amino acids. The transcript has a single exon. The record is from RefSeq and is a predicted model, not a curated record.
AUGUCCGAGCACUCCUUCUCGAUCCUUCUCUCCAUCCUCUCCCCGUUCCUGACCGCCGCAAUCCCUUCAAUUCCGCCGAACUACGCUCUCGCCGCCGCCGUUUACCGCCUCGCCCACGGCGCCGGCUACAAGGCCGUCGGCCGCCGCUUCGGGAUGGACUCUCCGGCGGCCUGCCGGGCGUUCUACGCCGUCUGCAAGUCGGUGAAUGAUAAAUUGGGGAACUUGUUCGAGUUCCGGUCCGAUAUGGCCCGGAUUGUCGCCGCAUUCGGGUGGAUUUCGCUGCCGAAUUGCUGCGGCGUGUUAGGGUUUGGCAGAUUUGGUAUCGAUAGUGCAAUGUUGGGGCCGAAUGCGGCGCUGCUGGUUCAGGCAUUGGUGGAUUCCGAGGGGAGGUUUCUGGAUGUGUCGGCUGGCUGGCCGAGCACAAUGAAACCGGAAGCGAUUUUCCGGCAGAGUAAGCUGUAUUUGGGUGUGGAGGAGACCAGGGAGUUGCUGAAUGGUCCUGCUCAUGAGCUCAGUGAUGGCAAUGCGCUUCCUCAGUACAUAUUGGGGGAGUCUUGCUUUCCUCUGUUGCGUUGGCUUUUGACACCUUAUGUGAGAUCAAAUGUGGAAGAUGAGAGUUUUGGUGUGUCGGAGAAGGCGUUUAACUCGGCGCAUAGUCGUGCAAUGGGGCUGGUUGGGACGGCAUUUGCGAGGGUAAGGGCUAGGUGGCAGCUGCUGAGUAGGGAGUGGAAGGAGGAGUGUAGGGAGUUUUUGCCGUUUGUGGUGGUUACUGGUUGUCUGCUGAAUAAUUUUCUGAUGAAGUGUAGUGAGCCGCAGCCGGAUGUCAAUGAGGAGUGCUUGGAGGAGCUUCCGGUGUUUGAAGGAGAAAUGGAUGCGAGUGGCGAGAGGAUUAGGGAUGCGCUUGCCACGCACUUGAGCCGGGUAAGUCUUAGAAGAUGA